Molecule: messenger RNA, 189 nt
Organism: Effrenium voratum
Lineage: Eukaryota; Dinophyceae; Suessiales; Symbiodiniaceae
Source: the annotation of a GenBank genome assembly
GGCGCGAUGCCCGCGGUGGCUGACGCAGCGAGCGCCAUUGUGCCACAGAACGCCCUACAGGUUGAGCUCAAGAAGUCUCGGGAUGACGUUGCACACCUCAGAGACUAUGGCCAGCCUGGAGAUCAGUACGAGGUGAAGUUGUGCAUCGCCGGCAAAUAUCGCGCCGUCACCUGGUCCAAGAUCGACUGA